GGAGCUUUCUCAGCCAAUCAGAAUUCACCUGCAAAUCGCCUGCUCAAGUCAGAGCUAGCAAACGUUAAAUGAUAUUUACUCAACUGUCAUCCAAGGGGACAGACCGCCUUAAAGUUUUGUAUAUUACUUAGAAAACCAGAUAUAUUUGCAGGAAUUGUGCAAGUGAGAGAUGGGAGGAGAGAAGGACGCCGAAGGAGACGGAAAGACCAAGCACAAAGCAACAAAACUGAAAAAGCUAAGUAAUCAUGAGAGCGCUGGUGCCGGGGGAGAUACGCUCAAGAACAGUGCCAAGUCAAAUAAAUCUACAGAGAAAGGAGAUGGAAACAGUCACAAGGUCAAGAAAUUGAAGACAGAGACUGUGGAGUCACCCAACAAGCCCAGCAAGUUUGUAAAGCAGGAGGAUGACGACUUCACAGUAAAAAAGAAAGGGUUGAAAAGGAAAAGAAUUAAAGAUGAAAGUGCAGAAGAUCUAUUCGAGACCACUGCAACACCUACCUCCAAGAAUAAAAAAAAGCAGCAUACGAAGGAAGACGAGAGUGACAGAGAGGCUAAAAAGAAGAAGUCAAGGGAGAAAAAAGAAAAGACAGUAAAGAAAGAAGAAGGAGAGCAUCCAGUAUCGAAAAAAACUAAAAGGACAAAGGAUGAAGUAGAAGAGGCAAAACAGAGGAAGAUCAAAAAGAAGGAGGAGGAGGAGCAGAAUCGCUGGAGAUGGUGGGAGGAAGAGAAGUAUGAAGAUGGGGUGAAAUGGAAGUUCUUGGAACACAAAGGACCCUACUUCCCUCCUGAGUACCAGCCUCUACCUGACAAUGUUCACUUCUACUACGAUGGUAAAAAGGUGAAGCUGAGUUUGGCAGCUGAGGAAGUGGCGCUUUUCUUUGCCCAGAUGUUGGACCAUGAGUACACCACCAAGAAGGUGUUCCGGGAGAAUUUCUUCAAAGACUGGAGGAAGGAAAUGACCCAAGAAGAGAGAGUGCUGAUUAAAGACCUUGACAAAUGUGACUUUGGAGAGUUGCAUGCCAUGCAUAAAGCCAAGGUGGAAGCCAAGAAAAGCAUGACCAAGGAUGAAAAACAGGCAUUGAAAGAGGCCAACGAGAAGAUCGUUGAAGAGUUUGGUUACUGUCUGUUGGACCAUCACAGAGAACGCAUUGGCAACUUUAAAAUUGAGCCUCCUGGGCUGUUCAGGGGUAGAGGGGAGCACCCCAAACAGGGGAUGCUGAAGAAAAGAAUCCAGCCAGAGGACAUCAUCAUCAACUGCGGCAAAGAGUCCAAAGUCCCUGUUGCACCUGCUGGUCACAGCUGGAAAGAAGUUCGACAUGACAACACCGUGACAUGGCUGGCCAGCUGGACGGAGAACAUCCAGGGCCUCAUUAAAUACAUCAUGCUCAAUGCCAACUCAAAACUCAAGGGAGAAAAGGACUGGGAGAAAUAUGAGGUUGCUCGGAAACUAAAGUCACAUGUGGACGACAUCCGUAAUCAGUACCUCUCUGAUCUCAAGUCUAAAGAGAUGGGUGUUCGCCAAAGAGCUGUGGCCCUCUACUUCAUAGACAAGCUGGCGCUGAGAGCUGGUAACGAGAAGGAGGAGGGAGAGACUGCAGACACGGUGGGCUGUUGCUCGCUACGUGUCGAGCACAUCACUCUACACGAGCAACUGGAUGGCAGUGAGUGUGUGGUGGAGUUCGACUUCCUGGGAAAAGACUCCAUUCGCUAUUACAACAAGGUCCCCGUCAUUAAAAAGGUUUUUAAGAAUCUUAAACUGUUCCUGGAGAGGAAGCAACCUGGAGAUGAACUCUUUGACCGACUUAAUACAAGCAUGCUGAACAAGCAUCUGAGUUCUCUGAUGCCGGGCUUGACUGCGAAGGUCUUCAGGACAUACAACGCCUCCAUCACCCUGCAGCAGCAGCUCAAAGAGCUCACCAACCAGUCUGAAAGUGUGGCAGAGAAACUGCUGUCCUACAACAGGGCUAACCGAGCAGUUGCUGUCCUCUGUAACCACCAGCGGGCGCCGCCAAAAACCUUUGAGCAGUCUAUGGCUAACCUACAGGCCAAGAUCGAUGCUAGGAAAGAACAGCUGGCUCUGGCUAAGACUGAGCUGAAACAGGCCAAGAAGGAGGCCAAGGCCAAAGGUUCUGACCACAAGCUGCAGACGCUGGUGGAGCGGAAGAAGGCAGCCGUGCGGCGCUGUGAGGAGCAGCUGCUGAAGAUGGAGGUGCAGGCAACUGACAGAGAGGAGAACAAACAGAUUGCCCUGGGUACCUCAAAGCUAAACUAUCUGGACCCACGCAUUAGCGUGGCUUGGUGUAAGAAUAUGGGGGUACCUAUUGAGAAGAUCUACAAUAAGACCCAAAGGGACAAGUUUGCCUGGGCCAUUGACAUGACAGAGGCAGACUUUGAGUUCUAGCUUGAGUUCUCUCUCUGUGGUGCUAUACAUUAUGAUAUUACAAUGCAAUCAAGGAACCAUUCACUUUACAUAACCUACAAUCAUAGAAUGUUGCAUUUUUAAUAUGUUCAUAGAAUGCUGAUGUACUAAUUUGUGACAACUCCCACCAUGUAUUGUAUUGUUUACCUCAGUUUAUUUUUGUUUGGCACUUAAGGUAUUUUAUUUUGAGGAUCUCUGUUGGUUAGUUGUUGUGUGCAUUUUGUGUUUACAAAGAUUUCAAUAAAAGGUUCCUAUGAUGCA
Molecule: messenger RNA, 2677 nt
Organism: Betta splendens (Siamese fighting fish)
Lineage: Eukaryota; Metazoa; Chordata; Actinopteri; Anabantiformes; Osphronemidae
Product: DNA topoisomerase I, mitochondrial
Exons: 20
Coding region: 170-2398 (742 amino acids)
Biological process (GO): DNA topological change; chromosome segregation; DNA replication
Cellular component (GO): chromosome; nucleolus
Molecular function (GO): DNA topoisomerase type I (single strand cut, ATP-independent) activity; DNA binding
Source: RefSeq, a predicted model, not a curated record